UGCACAUAUAUACUCUCUAACGGCUAGUCGGUGGAUCACAAAUUAACGCAAAAAUAAAACCAAAACCAGUCAAAAGUGAAAUGGAAGCACUGUGGAAAAUAGAGGACAAAUGGAGGGUAACAACACAAGAAGCAUUGCUCGUAUUUGUAUGCAGUGCACUUGCUGUUAUAGGCGUAUGCACUCUAACUAUACUCAAAAGAAAAACCAACAGAAAAAUAUUUGUCGAGUCACCUGUGACAGAUAAUAAUAAUACGAAGUGGGUGACAGUGAGGAGGAUAUUGAUGGAGUCAAUGAGGUGGAGUGACUCUAAUAGAUGGGAGGAGAUAGGCAGUAGUGGCGGUCGGUCUCCGGUCACGGCGCGGCAGAGCCAGAACUCAGUUGCAGAAGUGUGGCAAAGGCCGAUAUUAAUGGGGGAGAAAUGUGAGUUGCCUAGGUUUAGUGGACUUAUUCUGUAUGAUCAGACCGGUGGACUGCUUCAUCAGUACUCGUCAUCUCAGUAGGAAAAUCCAGGUGCUGUUCAAAGUAGAACAUUCAAAGAUUUGCUGUAACUUCAAUUGGCAACUGGAAAGUUGUAGUGAUGGUUGUAUUAUUAAUUCAAAGACACUACUGUAUAUGUUUCAUAUAAACGCGUACUCCUCCUCUUCCAUUUAAAAAAUUUCUUUGUUAUUUUUAUGUUUAAAAAGUUUCGAUAUA
This is a messenger RNA of Mercurialis annua (annual mercury), 693 nucleotides long. RefSeq lists its product as uncharacterized. NCBI's taxonomy places the organism in Eukaryota, Viridiplantae, Streptophyta, Magnoliopsida, Malpighiales, Euphorbiaceae. The transcript has 2 exons. The record is from RefSeq and is a predicted model, not a curated record. Bases 81 to 500 code for a protein of 139 amino acids.